AUGCGCAAAUUAUCUCUUUAUCGAGUGUAUGGUUGUUCAACUGUUCAUCGUAAUAGCAUCAUUGGUUUACCAGAUAAUCGUGUUGCUUUUCUAGCUGGUUCGUAUUUAGUUAUACAUGAUUGUUUAACAAAUGAACAACGUUAUUUAUCUUUUUCUGCGAUUGAAUUUCUUUAUAUAUCAUCAAGUGGUUUAUUAAUGGGUAUAAUAGAUCGUUUUACACAAAAUGGAGAUACACGUAUACAUAUAUAUUCAACAAAACCAGUCGAUUUAUUAUGUACUAUCGAACCAGAUCGAUUCGGAAGUUUUAUUGGAAUAACAAUCAAUAAAAAUGAUAAUUUACUUAUGAUUUUGCAUAAUGAACCAGCUUAUAUGAUUACAAUUCAAGAAAUGCAAAUUGAAUUCGAUGAACAACAUAAAUUCAAUAUGACUGAUUUAGCUUCAGUACGUGUUGUUCAUGGAUUUGUUUUUAAUCGAAUGAUAAAAAAAGAAAUUAUACCUCAUGUAGCAUUUAUUAGUUUUUGUCCAUAUUCAUUAAAUCUUUUUUGUGCAACUGGGUCAGCAUUAUUUAAAAUUUAUGAAAUUGAUAAUCAAAAUGUUAAUCAACAAACUAUUCAUUUUCGAGCAGAAUUUUAUAUAUUUACAUGUCAUUGUUGGCUUGAUGUCAAUAGUAUUUUAACAGCUACUAAUCAUGGACAUAUAUUUUGGAUUCAAGAUGGUUCUAUUCGUUCAGAUAUUAAUCUUGAAGAAUCGAUUACUGUUGAUUUACAUUUCUUAAAAAAGAAUAUAUCCAAUGAAAAUUCGAGUCAACAAUCGAUGACAUUAAAAUCUUCAUCAAGAAUAAAUACAUUAGAAUAUGGCAAGAUUCUCUUCUAUUUUUUUUUUUAA
Messenger RNA from Rotaria sordida, 885 nucleotides. The record is from the annotation of a GenBank genome assembly. Lineage: Eukaryota; Metazoa; Rotifera; Eurotatoria; Philodinida; Philodinidae.